UCAUCCAUCUUCGGUGCUUCAAUAGUUGGUCAGAAACAGCCCCAACACUGACGGGAUUCAUGUGCAAUAUUCAUCAAGGGUCACAAUCGUGUAUUCCAAGAUCAGUACUGGAGAUUGUAGCCAAACAACAGCAGGUAAUCGAGGACCGGAAUAUCAGUUGUUUUAUGUUCUCUUAAGGGAACAAAACAGCAAACGAAAAACAUGUCCUUCCUCCAACCAUAUUUUUAACACAAACAUCUUGCUUCUCUUUCUCCUUCACUUCACUUAUUGUCAUUUGGAAGAUUCUUGCUGGUUGUUGGUAAAAUUUGGGAAUUCAUAUCUGUCCAAACUUCAUGAACCGUAAGAACUUAAGUUUUGCCUUGGUUAUGUUUGUUAAUAUGCCUCAAUGAAAACACAGUCAAAAUCUCUUCUUUUAUGCAACGGUGCGGCUGUGGACAUGGCUGUCCUCCAGCCCUCUGCUGGGGGGCAAUCAUCACCUUCCCAGGUGUUCCAGCGUAAGUCCUUCUCCGCAUUAUUCUCUCCCGGUUCCUCACACCCAACCCUCUCUAUCAAAGCUUCAUCCUCCACACACAAGGGGGAGCCGGCUAUCCUCUUUUUGUAAGACGAUCUUGAUAGGCUUUCUACUCCCUACAAGUAUGCUCUGGUGGGCAAGUUUUCCAGAGGCAAACCAAAAAUGGACGAGGUGCGUAAGUUCUUCCUUACGUUGGAUUUGAGGGAGGCUGUUUCCGUGGGUUUACUGGAUUCAAGACAUGUCUUCAUCAAGCUGGCCAAUGAGGUCGACUUCCAUAGACUGUGGGCUCGUAGCAUCUGGUAUGUCCAUGGUUUUCCGAUGAGGGUUUUCAAGUGGUCGACGGCUUUCCAUGUUGACAAAGAACCGUAGGUUGCUCCGGUAUGGUUCCAACUCCCUAAACUGCCAGUUCACUACUUCCAUAAAGAGGUUCUGUUCCAGAUUGUCUCCCCACUGGGGACUCCAUUGUUUGUGGAUGCGGCAACUUCGAAUGCGACACGCCCAAACUGUGCUCGUGUAUUUGACCUCCUAAAGCCUCGGCCAUCCAGAAUCUGGAUUGGUAAUGGCGCGCAGGAUGGGUUCUGACAGAGUUUUAUCCCGGAGAAUCUCCCACAUUAUUGCUCCCAUUGCUUUCGGCAGGGGCAUGGAGUGGAGGGCUGUCAUGUUUCGACCAGAGCUCCGAGCAGGCAAAAUGGAGGGUGAGAAGUUAGUGAAAUCACAAGCUGUGCAACAAAGAAUAGCAGAACAGGUGGCUGUUCAAGCAGGCCCAAUACCACCUGUCCGCACCACUGGAGUGGGAGUGGCAUUGCUGGAAUCGAAUGAGCACGAAAUGGGUGCCACCGUCCACACUACUUCUUUGUGUGCGAGGGGUGGAGUAGCGGCUGAGGCUUCAGAUUGUGACGGAAGAGGGAGCCCAGAACAGCAGAAAGAAGACAGGAUAGGAGAGGUGCGGCGCUCGAAGGUGGUUCUGGUGGAGGACGUGAUGAUAGAUUCAGCAAUGGCAGACUCUGUUGCUGCUGCUGGGGGAUUGUCGUUGCUGGGUAAUAACGCGCAGGUGAUGGGUGCUGCCCACGGCACUUUUCAACCUGUUUUGUACGCAAAAGGGGAGGAUAUUGCUGGGCAGCUGGAGGCUAGGGUAAAUGGUGAAGCUGAUGAGAGUCAUGAGGAGGAGCAGGUUGAGAUCCUAGUGGUAGCGGGAAACCUCUCAUCGAGGUCCAUCGCAAGUUCUGAGAUAGGUGGGGUGGAGUGUGAUGACCUUUGCGCAGAGGAGCUGGGUGCAGCGGUGGGGGAGGAGGAGAUGGUUGCAGCAGAACUAUGUGCUGGUAAUUUGUCUCCACGGGGUGAAGUUGGAGCUGUGCCACGGGACAUUGGAUCUCUGGUGGUGGAUAUCUUUAACUUGGAUCCUAUCAUACAGCAAGUCCAGGAGAAGGUGCACGGAGAUGAGGGUGGUAAGAUGAUUUCCAAGCGUAGAGGUAUCUUGCGUGCCCCAAAUUUUCGUAGAUUAAAAAGUUUAAUUGCUGAGUCGUCAGUUCAGUUAGUUGCUAUAUGUGAACCUAAGUUGUCUGUGGGAGAGAUUCACUGGAUACGACUAAAGUUGAGGAUGGAUAAAUGCAUUGCCAAUAGUGAGGGUUCUAUAUGGGUGUUCUAUCAAAACUCCCUUGUAUGUGCCCCCCUGGGUGAGUCGGGUCAACAUUUAUUGCUUAAAAUACAAUCGCAAAUGGUAUCUGGUCCCAUGGUCUUUUCGUUUGUGCAUGCAAAGUGUAAUGAGCAGGAGAGAAGAUCGCUUUGGUCUGCUCUAUUGCUCGAUAACCCGGGCAAUACACCAUGGUUUCUGAUUGGGAAUUUUAAUGUCAUUGUCUGUGAGGAGAAGCGACGUGGUUUACCUUUUCGCCUGGGGAGGGUUUGGAUUUUAUCUGUUUCAUGGCUUUGGCUAGAAUACAGGAUGCUGGGUUUUCGGGGACAAAGUUCACAUGGUGUAAUAAUAGAGGGGGAAGCGCGCAUAUCUGGAAGAGGUUAGACAGG
Molecule: messenger RNA, 2530 nt
Organism: Coffea arabica (coffee)
Lineage: Eukaryota; Viridiplantae; Streptophyta; Magnoliopsida; Gentianales; Rubiaceae
Source: RefSeq, a predicted model, not a curated record